AUCACUUCAGCGGAACAUUAAGAUUUUCUGAAGAUAGUUUACAUUGGAAUAUCUAUCAUUAUCAACGCGUGGUAUUCGAAAUGUUUAUUUAAUGUUUCUAAAUAGAAUCUUCACUUUACGAGAGACGCGCGAAGGUAGCAUACGGUGAUCAGCCAGUUAUCUUUUUUUUACGCCCCUCGGCUGUUCCACGUCGCCUACAUGCUUCAGAGACAACAAACGUAGCGUACAGAUAGAAGGGGCGACAUGACUUUGACCAGAGGCUCCUUCACCUAUGCCACUGGAGAAGAGUACCAUGGCGAGUGGAAAGAAGGUCGGAGGCAUGGUGUCGGCCAGCUCAAGUUCCAGGAUGGAACGCGUUUUUCGGGACAGUUUGAGGAUGGUCUCUUCCACGGCGCCGGAGUCCUACUCUUUACGGAUGGAUCCAGGUACGAGGGGGAGUUUGCGCAUGGAAAGUUUCAGGGCCUGGGCAUCUUUAGUCGUUUCGAUGGCAUGAAGUUCGAGGGAGAAUUCAAAGACGGACGCGUGGAGGGAUACGGACUGUUGACGUUCCCGCAUGGAACGCAUGGCAUUCCACGGAACGAGGGCUUGUUCCAAAACCACAAACUCCAAAGGCGAGAAAAGUGUCCGACUGUGGUGCAGAGGGCGCAGGCGUCGGCCACCAACGCUCGCAGUAUCGCUCUUUGACUCUCACUAACUUUGACAUCCAUGUCAUGGUCUUUGCUUGUUCGAGGAGUGCCUCAGGGAGGUAUACUCCUCCCCCUCAUGCUCCUUGUCCUCGUGACUUCUUUUGAAACAAUGGAUUUAUGAAACACAUGAAACCAAACCUUUAACAUCAAGAUUUUUUUCUACAGGAAGCACUCAUUAAUAGUGUCUUAGCAGGCUAAUGGUGAGCAAACCAACAUCAAAACGCUAAGAAAGAGAACACAUAAGGCUUAUUUCACACAUUUGACCUACGACACCUGCAAUAUGAAGGACUAUUUUGACCACGUUGAAACAAACUACCCAGAUGAUAAAAUGAUAGGUAUUAAGGUACAAAGUUUUAAUAUUACUUAAAUAAAAGUUGCCAUUUUAUGAUAGUAAGAAAACAUAAUUUAUGAGAAUGAAGUCCUCAUUUUAUGAGAAUUAACCUUUAGUUUUAUAUGAAUAAAUAUCCUUUUUUUAAUUAGACUAAAGUUCAAUGCAUUAAAAAAAACUUUCAUUUUUCAUUGUUAAAUGCAUAAUAUAUUAAGGUCAUAAAACAACGAGGAAGACAGUCAUUUAUGUUCAAGUCAAGUGUGGGAUACAUCCUAGGAUGCUCUGGGACAUUCAUUGCGGGUUUGGGGUCUUCCAAAAUCAUACCCGCUCCCUCAGGUGACCCAGCCAGGGUCGAUCAGACCCCGGCUUGUAUCCCAGUAGCAUUGACCCACAUCGCUUCUCCUGAUCCAGAAACAUCUAGACGCUCUCUCUCUGCUGUCUCCAUAGUGGCCUUGAUUGAUCUAAAUUAGACGUGUGAAUUUUUGGGCAGGCUGUUGAUUGAGGAUGACAUGACAUAAUAAUAAAGUCGUAAUGUUAUGAAAAUAAUGUAACAUUAUUCUGAUCAUAUGAGAUGCUGUACAUGACAAAAGUUCUGUAUUUUAGCUGAAAAAAGAUCAAAUGUAAUAUUAUCGGGAAUCAUUGCCAUUUCACCAGAAAAAAAAUCAUAAGAUCUUCAAAAUCUUACACCCAGGGGGAAAAAAAUUAAGGGAAUUAAAAAAAAAAAGUUUGAUUAUUGUUUUUUUUAGGUUAAUUAUAUUUCACAAUUUUACAUCAAAAAUUCCUAAAUAAUGCAGAAAGGAACGCGAUACCUAAUUUGGUUGCUAUAUUAUGAGCAUUAACCUCUGUUAAGAUGAGGAAAUGAUCUUGAUAAGGGACAAUUUGACCUUUUAUUAAAACUCA
Messenger RNA from Hippocampus zosterae (dwarf seahorse), 1914 nucleotides. It is a transcript of the gene morn4, whose product is annotated as MORN repeat containing 4. The record is from RefSeq and is a predicted model, not a curated record. Lineage: Eukaryota; Metazoa; Chordata; Actinopteri; Syngnathiformes; Syngnathidae. The transcript has 5 exons. Bases 244 to 684 code for a protein of 146 amino acids.